AUGGCGGCGAUUGUCGAAAUCCUGUUAUUCUUCUUCCUUCUGUUACUUCUCUCUCUACUCGAUUCAGCUGAUUCACACUGCUCAGAAUCCUUCGAAUGCGGGCGCCUAGGCCAUCUCGAAUUCCCAAUCUCGAAUUCUACAGGAUGCGGAUUAUUCACCGUUGAUGACUGUGAUUCCGAUAAUCCAACGGUCCAGCUGGAACCCGGCGGUCUAGUGUACAAUAUUUCGCGCAACAUGUCGACAAAUAGUUUCUUAAUUAAGGAUCAUUCGCUCCAGUGGCAGUUGAAUAGCAAUAGUUGUUUUGCAUUCAGAAAUGUGAGCCUACCUAAAUCUCCUUCCAUCUCGUUUUCCGUGUCACCCAAUCGCACCGUGUUCGCGUGCGUCAACCCAAACUACAUCCACGACGGAGAAAUUUUCCCCGAAAACCAUCGUAGUUAUAAUUGUUCCUUGUUCACUGUUUACUAUGGUUUUCCGACGGCAGAAGUUUCCCCUGUGCCUUCGGAUUGUCAAGUGAUUCAACUACCCGUAAAGUCGAAUUACGAUCAAUAUUCGCCGGGAAACGUGUUCGAUAUGUUAACGAAUGAGUAUAUUCUAGAGUGGAAUGUUUCUGAAAAUUGUAGUGAAUGCCACCAAGGAGGUGGGCAGUGUCUUAGUAAUAGCAUGGGUCUAUUCGAAUGCAAGAAAGAUAGAAGCCGGACGCUAAUAUUAGCUCUAUCUAUAGGUGGUGGUGUCUUGAUUUUGCUAUGCUUAUUUGUGGUCUCGUUUAUAAUGUGGCAACGUAAGAAAAGGAUCAAAGACGGUAGCUUCCUUCUUUCAAGAAACCUGUCUUAUGAUCCAUCCUCGAAACCAGAUGUGGAGGGUGGUGGCAACUCCUACUACGGCAUCCCGAUUUUCUCUUACAAAGAACUCGAAGAAGCCACUAAUCACUUUGACCCUUCUCAAGAACUCGGUGAUGGCGGCUUCGGUACCGUCUACUAUGGCAAACUUCGGGAUGGAAGAGAAGUGGCGAUAAAGCGCCUAUACGAGCACAACUACCGAAGAGUCGAACAGUUCAUGAACGAAAUCAAGAUUCUCACAUGCCUGAGGCACCCGAACCUCGUCUCCCUCUACGGCUGCACCUCUCGUAAAAGCCGCGAACUCCUCCUCGUGUACGAGUACAUCUCCAACGGCACGAUCGCCGACCACCUCCACGGCGAGCGGGCCCACGAAUCCCCGCUCACGUGGCCCGUCCGAUUGAGCGUCGCGAUCGAAACCGCCACCGCUCUAGCCUACCUCCACAAAUCCGACAUCAUUCACCGCGACGUGAAAACGAACAACAUACUGCUCGACGAAAACUACUGCGUGAAGGUCGCGGAUUUCGGUCUCUCGAGGCUUUUCCCGAAUGACGUCACUCAUAUUUCGACCGCUCCGCAAGGUACACCCGGAUAUGUCGACCCCGAGUACCACCAGUGCUAUCAGUUGACCGACAGGAGCGACGUGUAUAGCUUCGGUGUUGUCUUGAUCGAGCUCAUUUCUUCGAUGCCAGCUGUCGAUAUAAGUAGACAUAGGCACGAGAUCAAUUUGGCCAACUUGGCGGUCAAUAGGAUCCAACGGUGCGAGUUCGACGAGUUGAUCGACUCAAGCCUUGGGUACGGUACGGAUGCUGAGGUGGCGAGGAUGACCACGUCGGUGGCUGAGCUGGCGUUUCGGUGCUUGCAGUUGGAUAAGGACAUGAGGCCUUGCAUGGAUGAGGUGUUGGCUUUCUUGAAGGAUAUUCGGGCCGGUGGCGGGGAUUGUAAUUUGGAGAAGGUGGAGGGCGAAAAUGGUAAUUGUACGGGCGGGCAGGGGAAGGUGAUCCCUCCUUCUCCGGAGACGGAUGAUGUUGUGUUGUUGAAGAAUAAGAAGUUUCAGCCAUCGCCGAAAGGUGUCACCGAUGCAUGGGUUAGUGGUAGCUCGACUACGACGACGAGUUCGAUCGGGUGACGACGUUUUGUUUUAAUUUCAAUUAAUAGAGAUAUCAAUAAUACGUUCUAAACGCUCAUUAUAUUGUUCUUGUUAUAUGUUUUUUGUUAUGAUGAUGAAGUGUUCACUGCUA
This is a messenger RNA of Erythranthe guttata (spotted monkey flower), 2074 nucleotides long. The record is from RefSeq and is a predicted model, not a curated record. Lineage: Eukaryota; Viridiplantae; Streptophyta; Magnoliopsida; Lamiales; Phrymaceae.